Molecule: messenger RNA, 5714 nt
Organism: Hippocampus comes (tiger tail seahorse)
Lineage: Eukaryota; Metazoa; Chordata; Actinopteri; Syngnathiformes; Syngnathidae
Gene: atp2b3b
Product: ATPase plasma membrane Ca2+ transporting 3b
Exons: 27
Coding region: 1077-5078 (1333 amino acids)
Biological process (GO): regulation of cytosolic calcium ion concentration; calcium ion transmembrane transport
Cellular component (GO): plasma membrane; intracellular membrane-bounded organelle
Molecular function (GO): PDZ domain binding; ATP binding; P-type calcium transporter activity
Source: RefSeq, a predicted model, not a curated record
UCCUCCUCCUUCUCCUCCUCCUGCCUGUGGAUGCUGCGAGCAGGCUCCUGUGCGCGCGGGCUCCUCCUCCAGAGAUGUCGCAGGAGCAUCUCCUGUCAGCGCGCCCUUUCUUUACUUCUUUUCUUUUCCGAUACUCUUCACUGCAUUGGGCCCCGUCAUUUUAAUCGCCACCGCCACCAUCAUCAGCAGCAGCAGCAUCACAAGCGCCGCAGAACUCGGCCGACCCUCGGUCAGGUGACAGCGCGGAGUGGAAUAUUCAUCAGCACCCGUGUUUGUCUUUCAUCCCCUCUCCUCCAUCGGACUGUAAGGCUGCAGCAGCCCACUCACAGUCCUCCUCCUCCUCUUCCACCACCAACACCGCCACUACAACCCCUCCUCCUCCCGCCCUCCUGUGCAUCCUCUCUCAUCCGGGCCGGGACAUUCUCCGCUCCACGCUCACGCAAGAUUAACUGGGGAUUGUGGCUCUCCGCCCGCCCGCCCACUGAUGCUGAUGCUGAUGUCCUUGAGCUCGGCCUGCACGGUCUCUGGAGCAGCAGUCGCGACUACCUACCUCACAUCUGCACCCACUUCUUCUCUCUGAUUCAUCAUCUUACUUUGGCCUUUGGCCACACUCACCAUCUGUCCGUCAUCCCCUUUUACCCCCAACCGCACAUGCGUCAGCUGGCUCGCCCGUCCAUGGACUGGCUGUGAACCCGGAGGGAGGGAGACAGGAGAGACGGAGGCGAAGAAAGCUGGAUUCGUUCAGAUACCGCGCUUCUCGAGUGCUCCUUCGCACUGUUCUUCACCCCCUCCCACCGUCCUCCUCCUCCAGUGAUGGAGAAGUGAAGGAGCAGUGGAAGGCCAGGCUGAGACCCUGAGGAGAAAAAGAGCACAAUCGGCGCCCCCUUCUUCAACAAAAGGCCAUUGAAGCGAAAGAGAAUCAUUCUACGGUUUUGAAUCAGAAAUCAAGAGGGAGGGCAACGGGCUUUUGAACACAUGAACAAGCUGUCAGCGAGCACACAAGCCGGUCACUGAGCUGAGGACAUCUAAGGAAGGAGGUGGGGAAGGACGAACACAACACAAACCAACCUCGUGUCAUGUCAACAACAGCGACAAUGGGCGAAAUGGCUAACAGCGCCGUGGAGUUUUACCCCAAAGCGACUCGUGGAGGAGGAAGGGAAGACGGGAGCCAUGGAGCCGGAGACUUUGGGGUCACGUUGAAGGAGCUGAGGGAGCUGAUGGAGCUCAGGGGGGGCGAGGCUCUGCAGAAGAUCCAGGAUAGCUAUGGAGACACAGACGGUCUCUGCCAGAGACUAAAGUCCAGCACCACUGACGGUCUCAGCGGGGAUCCAGCGGACUUGGAACGUCGCUGUCAGACCUUUGGCCAAAACUUCAUCCCCCCAAAGAAGCCCAAGACGUUCCUUGAGCUCGUGUGGGAGGCCCUGCAAGAUGUCACGCUCAUCAUUUUGGAGAUCGCUGCAAUCAUCUCCCUCGCCCUUUCUUUUUACCAGCCGCCUGGAGAGGAUUCAGAGUCAUGUGGCAACGUGUCGGCAGGAGCAGAGGAUGAAGGUGAGGGGGAAGCCAAUUGGAUCGAGGGUGCGGCCAUUCUACUAUCUGUGGCUUGUGUUGUCCUGGUGACGGCCUUCAACGACUGGUCCAAAGAGAAGCAGUUUCGGGGUCUACAGAGUCGAAUCGAGCAGGAACAAAAGUUCACCGUGGUACGGAAAGGAAACGUCAUCCAGAUUCCUGUGGCUGACAUGGUGGUGGGGGACAUGGCCCAGGUCAAAUAUGGGGACCUGCUGCCAGCCGAUGGUAUUUUAGUUCAAGGUAAUGAUCUGAAGAUUGAUGAGAGCUCCCUAACAGGAGAGUCAGACCAUGUACGCAAGUCUGUGGAUAAGGACCCCAUGCUGCUCUCAGGUACACAUGUGAUGGAGGGUUCAGGCCGCAUGCUGGUGACGGCUGUUGGUGUCAACUCGCAAACAGGCAUCAUUUUCACUCUGCUGGGAGCUGGAGACGUGGAGGAAGAUGGCAAAGAAAAAAAAGGAAAACAACCCGACGGCGCAGUGGAGAACAACCAGAACAAAGCCAAGAAGCAGGAUGGAGGUGUCGCCAUGGAGAUGCAACCCCUAAAGAGCGCAGAGGGAGGGGAAGUCGAGGACAGAGAGAAGAAGAAGACCAACGUACCGAAAAAGGAGAAGAGUGUCUUGCAGGGCAAGCUUACCAAACUUGCGGUUCAAAUUGGAAAAGCAGGUUUGGUGAUGUCCGCAAUCACUGUCAUCAUCCUGGUGCUCUACUUUGUCAUCGACACCUUUGUCGUUGAAGGUCAUGCAUGGGUGACAGAAUGCACUCCGGUUUACAUCCAAUACUUUGUCAAGUUUUUCAUCAUUGGAGUCACUGUGUUGGUGGUGGCGGUCCCAGAAGGGUUACCGCUUGCUGUUACAAUCUCUCUGGCUUACUCUGUCAAGAAAAUGAUGAAGGACAACAACCUUGUACGGCACCUGGAUGCAUGUGAGACUAUGGGGAAUGCCACAGCCAUCUGCUCUGACAAGACGGGCACGCUCACCACCAACCGAAUGACUGUGGUUCAGGCUUAUGUAGGUGAUGUGCACCACCGCUUGAUCCCAGACCCUGGACAGAUUAACCCGCGGACAUUGGAUCUGUUAGUCAAUGCUAUCUCAAUCAACAGUGCCUACACCUCCAAGAUCUUACCACCGGAUGUGGAGGGUGGUCUGGCAAAGCAAGUGGGCAACAAGACGGAAUGCGGCCUGCUGGGAUUUGUAUUAGACCUACAACAAGACUAUACUCCCGUCAGAGAGCAGAUCCCAGAGGAGAGACUCUACAAAGUGUAUACCUUUAACUCGGUGCGUAAAUCUAUGAGCACGGUGGUAAAGCUGCCAGAUGGUUCCUUCCGUCUCUACAGCAAGGGAGCCUCUGAGAUCAUGCUGAAAAAGUGUUCUUACAUCCAAGAUCCCAACGGGGAACCUCGAAGUUUCCGCCCACGGGACAGAGAUGAGAUGGUCAAACAGGUGAUCGAGCCAAUGGCAUGCGAGGGCCUGAGAACCAUCUGCAUUGCUUAUCGUGACCUGCCCUCCAAUCCAGAGCCCGAUUGGGAAAAUGAGGCAGAAAUAGUGACAGAGUUGACCUGCAUCACUGUGGUUGGAAUUGAGGAUCCAGUACGACCUGAGGUACCCGAGGCCAUCCGCAAGUGUCAGCGUGCGGGCAUCACUGUGCGGAUGGUGACUGGUGAUAACAUAAACACAGCCAGGGCUAUUGCUGCCAAAUGUGGAAUCAUCCACCCUGGGGAUGACUUUAUCUGUCUCGAGGGCAAAGACUUCAACCGACGAAUCAGGAACGAGAAAGGAGAGAUUGAACAGGAGCGAAUUGAUAAAAUCUGGCCCAAACUGCGUGUGCUGGCUCGGUCUUCACCAACAGACAAACAUACCCUUGUCAAAGGUAUCAUUGACAGUAGUAUUGUAGAACAGAGGCAGGUGGUUGCAGUGACAGGAGAUGGAACCAAUGACGGACCAGCUUUGAAGAAGGCUGAUGUUGGCUUUGCUAUGGGCAUCGCCGGGACAGACGUGGCAAAAGAGGCAUCUGACAUCAUCUUGACUGACGAUAACUUCAGCAGCAUUGUCAAGGCGGUGAUGUGGGGGCGAAACGUCUACGACAGCAUUUCCAAGUUCCUGCAGUUCCAGCUCACAGUGAACGUAGUGGCCGUCAUCGUCGCCUUCACUGGUGCCUGCAUCACUCAGGACUCUCCGCUGAAGGCGGUGCAGAUGCUAUGGGUGAACCUCAUCAUGGACACGUUUGCCUCUUUGGCCCUGGCCACUGAGCCCCCCACAGAGGCCCUGUUGCUACGGAAGCCCUACGGUCGCAACAACCCGCUCAUUUCCCUCACAAUGAUGAAAAACAUCCUGGGUCAUGGAGUGUACCAACUGGUCAUCAUCUUCACCCUGCUUUUCAUAGGCGAGCGCAUGUUCAACAUCGACAGCGGUCGCAAUGCUCCCCUCCACUCACCACCAUCCGAGCACUACACCAUCAUCUUCAACACGUUUGUCCUCAUGCAGCUGUUCAAUGAGAUCAACGCACGGAAGAUCCAUGGGGAGAGAAACGUCUUUGAUGGCAUAUUUUCCAACCCCAUCUUCUGCUCCAUUGUUUUGGGGACCUUCGCAGUACAGAUUGUGAUUGCACACUGGGGAGGGAAGCCAUUCAGCUGUGCUCCACUCAACAUCGAGCAGUGGCUUUGGUGUCUGUUUGUGGGAGUUGGAGAGCUGCUGUGGGGUCAGGUGAUCGCGACUGUCCCGACGGAGCGGUUACCGUGCCUGAAGGAAGCGGGUCUCGGUCUGGAGCCCGGGGAGGAGGAAGGGGAGGAGCUUGCAGAGGAUGAAGAGGAGAUUGACUGUGCUGAGAGAGAGCUUCGUCGUGGACAGAUCCUCUGGUUCCGAGGCCUCAACCGCAUACAGACUCAGAUGGAGGUAGUGAGCACAUUCAAGCGAAGCGGCUCGUUUCAGGGAGCAGUGAGAAGGCGCUCCUCCGUGCUCAGUCAGCUCCACGACGUAAACACUAUAUCUACCCCCUCUCACAUGCGAGUGGUGAAAGCAUUCCGUAGUUCGCUGUACGAGGGCCGGGAGAAACCAGAAUCCCGCAAUUCCAUCCACAACUUCAUGGCCCACCCGGAGUUCCUCAUCAAUGACCUCAUCCACAACAUCCCGCUGAUUGAUGACACCGAUGUGGACGACGACUCAGAACUCAGCAGAUAUCAGCACGUGCACCCGGCCCUUCGCAAGCCGCCGCCCCCUCCCGCUCAGCCCCAGCCCACGGCCCGCACCCGUCCCACUCGUCCAUACCGCCAGUAUAGCCUCCCAGUGACCCAGUGCAACCGAAAUAAUAACAACAGCAGCAGCAGCAGCAGCAGCGGCAGCGGGGCUUCAUCAAUCGUCCACGCCAACAAACACAGCAUCAACACCAUCACCCCAAGCAACCAAACCCCUCGUCAUCAUCACCACCAACACUGCAACAACCAUCAUAGCAGGGACCGGUUGGGGAAGCCCCCAACUCCUUACCUAGCCCACCUCUACUGUGUGGAGACCACCUUAUAACUGAGUGGGUCGGCGAGAAUGGGAACUGAAUCCUGGGGUGGGGCAGAGGAGAGAGCUUGAGGACACACACAUGACAUUUCCAUCCAGUCUCUCCUGUGUGACAGGAGGGGGGAGGACGAUGGCUGCUGACUCCACGUGAACAUUGACGCGAUCAAAGUACAACUCCCUCCCCCUCAUCCACCAGCCGCCCGCCCUGCCUUGACCUCGCUCGCUCUUCAGCCUGGCCUCCAUCUGCCGACGGUGGGCUUGGAGACGGAGGGGCUCCCUGGCCGUGAAGCCCCCCCCCCUCCCCACGCCCCCGAAUCCCUUCAUUCCGACCGGUGUUAAUCGAGUGUGGUUGCCGUGACCCCGCCCACUUGCCCGCCAGGACACCACGACCUCCGUGCUCAACAAUUAUCUGGUUUGUCAUUGAAAACGUCAAAGCAGCUCGUUUUUGCUUGUGAUGUAAUUGUUGAAGCUUUAACUUCCUCAUCCGUUCCGCCCCGAUUCAUUCAUUUCGGAACAUGGUGCUCAUUAGUUUUCCACAUUGCUUCACUUCUUGGCUUUGUCACUGCAGCAUGAUAUUCAUUUUCAUUUUACUUCCGAUCACUCCCCCCCACUCUCUCUUUCAAUAUGUGUGUGUUGUCUUGUCUCUUC